AAACAAGCUGCUGUCGGCCUGGGAACUACAGCUCCCAUCAUCCCCUGCGCUGCGGGCUUGUUUUGGUCCAGCUGGAUUAUUUUUUAUUUCUGCAGGAUUUCUGGCCUAAUGUUCGGCUGUUUGCGGUCUGCAGAGGCUGGAGGAGUAAAAUAAGAGAAGAGGAGCAGGUGCUGAUGAUGAAGCAUGAAGCAUCGCUCCUCCUCCUCCUCCUUCUCCUCCUCCUCCUCCUCCUCCUCCUCUUCAUCCUCCUCCUGGCACCGUAAAUGUUAUUUAUGAAUGCCCGCCGCUCACGGGCGUGUGCGCGCAGGAUUUCCAUUAUUAUGCUGGAUAAUUAGGAGACAUCGCGCUGAGAUCAGAACCGAGCUGCGGGUCGGUACCGGAGCCGAGCGACAUCGUUCGUGCUUUGAUUCAUUUCGGUGGGUUCGGUGCCGCUGCUCCUCGGUAAUACUGGGUCAAUACACCGAGCACCGGAACCGCCUCACUUCGACACCAGACCAGGUGUGUUCCCAGGGCAACAGGUGAAUGAUGAUGCCCUUGUGAUAGUGGGUGGGGCUGCAUGGGCCUGAGGGGGUAAGGAGGCGGAGUCUCUGCCUUAAGCCCCUCCCCUCUCCUUCCUGCCACAGACCAAACAGACGGGAAAAACACGGCCAGAGCUCUCCCUUCCCUCUUCCUCCUCCCCCUCUCUCCUCCCUGUUCUUACCCCUUCCUGACCCCGCCUUUCCCCCGCCGCCCUCCCCUGUCUCCCCCCUUGGCCGCUGCCACCAUGCUGUGGUCUCGCUGCUGGUGGAGAGCCUGAGGAAACAGACUCUGGCAGGCGACCCUGCUCAGCCGGGGGACUACUACCUGUCCCUGCUGGACCCGAAAACCCUCCCAGAGUGCUGGCCCCCAGAUGGCUUGAUGCCUGAGAGCAGCUACUGGCAGCUCUGCCCUCCCUCUAAGACCAGCCUGCAGGGGGGGUUUCUGAGCUCUAGUUUCCCCCCCGGCCCCUUGCCCCUGGUGCCCCCCGAUGCCCACCUUCAGGAGGCCGGCGACCCCUUGGAGGGCGGCCCCUCUGAGCCCCAGCGACCCCUGGCACCCAGCACCUCGGCAUCAGAGCUGUCCCUGUCUGGGGCGGCGGCGGCGCCCCCCCCGGGGCCUGGACCACCCCCUCCGCCACCACCGCCCCCCAAGCGCCACUGCCGCUCGCUGUCGGUACCGGAGGACCUAUCGCGUUGCCGCUACACCUGGCGGCCCAGCGCUUCUCGCGUCUGGACUCCCGUCAGCCGCCAGCAGUGCCACGGCGGCACGGGCGGAGGCGUGGCGGGCGGGGGCGUGGCGGCAGGGGGUAUGGGCAUGGCGGGGGGCGGAGCCUGCCCGCUGCGUGCCCCUAGCUCCUCUCUGACCUCGUCGCUGCACUCCUCUUCCAGCCCCACCUUCUUCAGCCUAGCGCUGUCGCCGGACUCCCCGUUGCCAUGGAGCUUCCCCUGGGACCCUAGUGAGGCGGCGGCAGGGGGUGGAGCCUGCUGCUGCUUUUUUCCCUCCCCCUCCUCCUGCUCGUCAUCGCCCUCCCCCCUUCACCCGCCUCCGCCCCCCCAGCGGCGCUUCUCCCUCUCACCGGUGCUCAUCAGAGACUCGGCCACCUCCACCUUCCUUCCUCCACCUCCGGUCCCCAGCCAGGCGGCACCGCCCCCGCCGGGCUACGCCGCUGGCGCUGCCGCUGGGGGGCCGGUACCUCCCUCGCCCUCUUCUGCCUGCAGCACGCCGUCUUCUCUCCGCCGCAGUCUCCCGCCGCAGCUGCCCCGCUGCCACUCGCAGCCCUGUGACCUACUGCUGCUGAAGCCGGGCUUGAAGCGGCGCCGCGAUCCCGACCGACCCUGCGCCCGGCCCGUCCUCGACUUCACCAAGAUGACGCAGACACGCAGCAUCGACCCGCAGUGCCUGGAGCGCGGCGGCGGUAGGUUAGCCUGUGGCGGCGAUGUCUGCAUGGGCAUGGAGGCCUUUAUGGGCGACUUUCGGGGCUCCUGCUCGCCUGCCGAGUGCCUGGGCCGCACCAGCAUCGGGCCGCUGAGCGAGAGUGACGAGGAGUGCCGUGAGGACGAUGAGGACGAAGAGGAGGAGGCGGAGGAGCGUGAGGCGGCACAGCAGGCCGUAUUUGAGAGGGAUUGUACAGAACUGGACCUGAACUUGAUAGAAGAAAACUGACUUGUUGUAAAUGAAGGCUGUUCUCUGUUUCUGUUUUCUAACUGAGUUUUAUUUUGAAAUGACCUGACCCCAGCCCUUCUUCCUGUCCCACCAUCUUCUCAACACUCGGCGAGUUCUCGCCACCAAUCAGCAGAGCUCUCAGGAACAACAUCUUCUCCCAUUGGACGAGCUGAUUACUGGCAACAGUGAUGAUGUGGCGGCCGGCAGACCUGGACAGACUGGUCCGUUCCAGUUGGACCAGUACCAGCUGCGGUCCAGGUAACUUCCAACACGUCUGACAAGGCGAACGCGGCGCUGCAGUGGCCGACCCAAACGGUCCUGAACCGCCACAGAAACAUAACCCAGAAUAAUCUUCACACCAAAGAUGAAAUGAAACAUAAAUACUCUCAUAGAUAUAAAGAAUUAGAUGAGUUCUGAUCUGAAAUAGAGAUUAAAAAGUUAGUUUUGCAUUUAAUGACAAUCAAGAGUCCAAAAAAUAAUUUAAUCACGAGGGCCUUUAAAUGAUGAAAAACCUGCAGAUUUCUGAAUUUAAAUUCCUCCAAAAACAAAUGAUUUUCCGUUGCUGCAGUCAUGUGACCCGGUCGUGGUGAUGCGUUCAGGGUCGCUGCGGCCGCGCCUGUCAGUCGUCGCUGAGGGCAAAAAGCCACUGAUGCUGUUGUUCAGCCGAGUGUUCGCACAUUCCUGCUGUACACAACUGUCACUGAAGACACUACAACUGAGUGUGUGUGUGUGUGUGUGUGCGUGUGCGUGUGUGUGUGACAUCACACCCUGCUGGUCAUGUGACCUGUGUUUAGAUUGAAUCCAAUGGAUUUCCUUGUGACAACAGUUUGUGUUUUAAUUAAAAUUGUUCAGUCAUCUAGGUUUGGGUUCAACCAUAAAAAACGGCUCUAGUUAUUUUCUGUUGAGUGAAGCAGAAACUUUAACUCAUCUCCAGUUUUAGGCUCUGUAAUCUUGCCACAAAAACAACAAAUUAAGAAAUAAUGGAAAUAUAUAAAUACAAACUGAGAAUUAACUUUGGAUUCAAAAAGGAACUUGGAAAAAAAAACUUUAGGUUG
Molecule: messenger RNA, 3236 nt
Organism: Xiphophorus hellerii (green swordtail)
Lineage: Eukaryota; Metazoa; Chordata; Actinopteri; Cyprinodontiformes; Poeciliidae
Gene: fam53c
Product: family with sequence similarity 53 member C
Exons: 5
Coding region: 898-2181 (427 amino acids)
Biological process (GO): protein import into nucleus
Cellular component (GO): nucleus
Source: RefSeq, a predicted model, not a curated record